Myripristis murdjan (pinecone soldierfish) is the source of this 2481-nucleotide messenger RNA. It is a transcript of the gene nicol1, whose product is annotated as NELL2 interacting cell ontogeny regulator 1. The coding region runs from base 960 to 1232 and encodes 90 amino acids. The record is from RefSeq and is a predicted model, not a curated record. The transcript has 4 exons. Lineage: Eukaryota; Metazoa; Chordata; Actinopteri; Holocentriformes; Holocentridae.
GGCUUCACGCUUAUAUUCUUCAACAUUUAUUUAUAAACAUAGACAUUUACAUUAGAAAUUAGUAGUAGCAGCAAUAAAUAUGUGCAUUAUGUGUGUGUGUAUGUGGAUUAAUCCUACUUGUGCAUCAGUCCUAUUUGUAAAAAAGUAUGCAUUAUGUAUACAAAUGUGCAUUAAUCCUACAAAAAAGGAAAAAUAGACUAGUAAAAAUAGAUACGAACUUUAAGCGGGGCUCCAUUUCCUUUUUCCAUAUGCAAAACAGGGCUUUCUUUUUUUAAAGUUUCACAUUUGCAUGUGAAAUUGUGAUUAAAGUAUUCAUUUUGUAGCUCUUUCUUGCAAGACGUCCAACCAAACACAUUUGUCAAAAACACAGGAAGAGUCAGUACAGAAACACAUGAUACUGAAGUUAACAAGGCACUACAUAUUUUUACAUAUUUUCUCGUGUCAGCUGCAUCAAGUGAGAUAACCAAGUCUGAUGUGGUGCACAGAGCAUAACACCACAUGGAAUAACAUCAAAAACAACAAUAUACUCUGUAAGACUACCAAAAAAUCACCUGACAGAGAUGGAGAAAUUAUGGAAAGCCAAAUAGUUUUCCAUAUCCCCCUCCAACUGUAUGGUAUAGGCUUAUAUGGCAUUCUGCAGUCUUUGCAACAAAUAUAGCAAAGUCCUUUACAAAACACAAUACACACAUAAGGCUAAAUAAAAAAAAAAAAAAAUAAAGUGUGCAUUUAUUAUUUUGUAAUACUGUGGUAAAAACACUGAAACACACUUUGUGCUCAUCAUUAGUCUGAGUUUGAAGUCUCCACACAGCUCCUUGGCGUCAGCGCACACCAGCCCAACGCGCAUGCGCGAUCCCCUCAUCCACAUAAUACAAUUCUAGGUGGGCAUCCUCCGCUGGGCUGAUCGUCUGCAAAAAAAGAUAAUUCUGUUGGAUCUGAUCGCACCGGGUUCCUGCUUCGUGAUGGCAUCGGCUGGAUAUCUGCAGGCGGCGGUGCUUCUCCUGGCGCUGCAGCUCCUGGUCCUCGGUGCGGCUGAUGCUGAGCAGGAGACCGGCACCGUCAUCCCCGCAGAAAGCCGCCCGUGUGUGGACUGCCACGCGUUCGAGUUCAUGCAGAGGGCACUUCAAGACUUAAAGAAGACCGCUUUCAACCUGGAUGCCAGGACGGAGACGCUGGUGCUGCGGGCGGAGAGGAGGGCUCUGUGUGACUGUAUGCCCACCAACUCGCUGCGCUGAGCUCAUAGGGGUGUGUGUGUGCGUGCGUGCGUGUGUGUGUGUGUGUGUACACUGUGUUUCACAGCCACGACCACAUCUGAGGACGCUUCCAUUAAUCAUCACGCACCAACAGCCCCUCUCCAAACCUCCCUCCAUGUCCCGUCUGAUAUGAAUUUAAGAUUUCUUUCACGCAACAGGCACUUUAAUUUUCUUUUCUCUCGAUUUGAGCGUUUGAUGUGAAAUCAUGCGUUAUUAGGCAUGUUUUGUUUCGCCUCAUUUGGGAUGACUUUAAUUCCACCAUUGGGUUUUUGCUCUAUUACGUUGUGAAACACAUGCCUGUGAGUUUGCUUGAUUUUCUUGUCAUGGGAUUCGGGUCCAUUUGUCUCAUAGCGCACCCACAACUAUUUGUACUCCUGUAGUGUUCGACUGUAUAAUGUAGAUAGAAUGUAUUGGCAAAUUUAUUUCUCGAAUGUGUUGAAAGAGAUUGUUUACGACGAUUACACACAUCAAACUGUAGCAUUUCAUGUGGAAUACCCGUAAUUUGUUAAACUGAUUAAUAAUUUUAAGUUAGUUAUUAGCAAUCAGCAAAAUUACUUUAAGUUCUUUUUUUGAGAGGCAACCUCACAUUGUUUCAUUACAGCUUCAUAAAACCUUGGGCUCAUUUGCAAAAGUGUUGAGUAACUUCUUUUAAAUACAGCGUCUUUCCUUUGUAAUAACCAUGAACUGCUAAAAUAAAAAAUAAAUAAUAAUAAAAAAAAAACAACUUUAUUAUGUAAAGACAGAAGAAAUCAUACUAUAGUUAGUAUAGAGUAGUAUAGUUUGACCAGAAACUAAUAUUUUCUGCCAGCAGAGAGAAAAGGGUGUUUUCUGAGGGGGAAAAAAAGUUUAUUUGUAGGUCUUGAUCGAGCACAGCACUGUAGCAUGAAUUUACAGCACUUUUUGUGAACCUAAAUUUCAUCGAGACUCUAUGUAUACAUGUGUACACUGGUCUGUGUAACGUAGAUGUGUAAAGGCUUGUUGUCUUUCCUGUCUGGCAGAGCUGUAUGAAAGAAUAAAGUGAAACAGUAGAGCGGUAGAUGAAGUGUGAUGCCCUGAUAUGGGAUGGGGGGAUGGGUAGAGGAAUAUGCAGCGGGGGAAAGAGGGAUAGGAGUGAUAGCUGCUUUAUCGUUGUUGCUUGUUCAUGAUCAGCAUCCUCUGUUCGCAUCAUGUCAAAAGAACUGCCUUUGUUACGUUCAUGUUGUAUCUGCCAUUAAAAACACUGAGAAAUCCU